Messenger RNA from Ornithodoros turicata, 1444 nucleotides. RefSeq lists its product as uncharacterized. Gene Ontology annotation, molecular function: zinc ion binding. Lineage: Eukaryota; Metazoa; Arthropoda; Arachnida; Ixodida; Argasidae. The coding region runs from base 127 to 1278 and encodes 383 amino acids. The transcript is spliced from 2 exons. The record is from RefSeq and is a predicted model, not a curated record.
GCCAUUUUGUUGGGCCGGCUGCCGUGGAGUGAGCGUGGUUGAACGUACUUGUCUCGUUAUCGUCGUUCUGUGUUUCGGACAUCGGAGCUAUCCAUUUAUCCAUGCGUGUUGUACGUCGAUCUUCUAAUGUCACAAGAUCAAGCAGCAACGCGCGCCUUCAAUGCUGGCUAUUUUAGCCAAACUGUCGGGUCUAUCCGGUCACUAUAUGCCGACAAGAUAGAAAUGUGCAACGGGGUCGACCCGUGCGAGCUUCGAGAAGGAGUGGACGUUAGAACAGACGUGAAUCUAUUGCCUGAUGUGUCGUAUGAGGACAUUGUGAACUAUUUAGUGUUGGCUACGAGCUCUGUCACGCUGGAACAAAUGAAAGCCUACACAUCGCUGGAAUCGCACAAUUAUUUCACAAGCGGAUGGGUUAGUGGCCUGUCAACAACAAGACCUGCGUAUGAUAGAUGCCUAAUCCUCAGCAAAGUGAAUCACUCCCAGAGACUUCGAGAUGUCCCGCUGAAAGUCUGGAUUUUGUGUCGUGACAGCGGAGAAGUGCUGACUGCACACUGCACAUGCAUGGCUGGGGCCGGUGAGACAUGUUCUCAUGUGGGUGCUACUUUGUUUGCCACUGAAGCACAUGUGCGAAUCAGAAAGAAUACAACCUGCACCGGAAAGGAAAAUUCUUGGCUUCCGCCAUCCAUGAAGAGCGUCGAGUACAAGAAAAUCCGAGACAUUGAUUUCAGUUCAUCAAAAACAAAGAUGCGCAAAGUCGACCAAAUCUUGCAGGACCACAAUGAAAGUCCUUCUAGCAACAAAUUCGAACUGCAACACGCGGAAAGGUCUGCUGUCAAUUCCCCAGCAGCCAGCGAACUGGACGCUUUUUACAAUGCUCUACAGGCAGCAAAUUGCACUCCUACAAUCUUUUCGGUACUCCCUGGAUACAACAGUGGAUUUCGCACAAUACAGGCACGGGAGCCGGUUAAUCUACGGACUCUGUAUGACGAAUCUGCUCUGUGUGCUUCAUUAGCUGAGCUGAAACAGAAAGCAGAAGCAUUCAUGCUUACUUUUACAGUGACUGAGCACAUGGUGACACAUUGUGGAGUGCUUGACAAGAAGACAAGCUCAGUGCUCAAAAUGGUUUAUGUACAGGGCAGGGCGGAUAACUGCGUCAAUGGUAAAGCCUGUGGUCUCAUCAAGUGUGUCGAACCCAUCGGUAAGCCUACUAAAGCGUAUCUCUUAUCCCGAACAAAACCAGUUUCAUGCAGCAAGUACACAGUGGGGUCAGGACCAUGAGCAUGAUGCACGGAAGGCCUACGUGAACUGUCAGAGGGCUCAUCAUUGUAAUUUUGCGUGUACUGUGUCCGGUCUGUUUCUAAACAAAGAACACCCCUUUAUUGCAGCUACCCCUGAUGCCCUUGUGAAUUGCAACUGCUGUGGGAAAGGCACUGCUGAAUUUAAA